GAGGGGGCAGAACGCAUGCGCUCCGUUUACUAUCGGUUCAUACCCAUUGCUUGAGCACGCAGAAUUGGAUGAAAUGUAACAAAACAGACGACAACAUUGUACCUGCUUAAAGGAGCCGUGAUCUGUGUGGAAAACGCUAACAAACUCACGCCGUACGUAGAGGAAAGCCGUGGGUUUGAAAAAGAAUGCCGAAAAAGUUAUUCAGAAGGAAGAGCCGAAGAUAAAAAUUAGUACGGACUCAAGACAUUCAUGAAACUAAAGCAGACGCAGAUGAGAUCGAUCAAGGGGAUUACCGCAAAGAUGAUAAGAAGAUGAGAAAAACAAUACACGCGAAUUAGGAACAGCUGCUGAUUAUGGAGUUCGGUUUAAGUGGACUAUAAUGGCUUGAUUUAAUUCAGUUUCAUUCUGUGGAAAAACGGCAUUCAUGCUUCAAGUUAAGAAAAAGAAACUUUGUUUCGUUUGAUUGGAAUAUUUCAUUCUAUGAGACAGCGGACCAUCCGCCGUGCUGGUUAUUUAUCGGUGAGGCCACCUGUUUCUCGCCUGAUUUGAAUCACCAUGUCCAAAGUGAUCCAAAAGAAGAAUCACUGGACCACCAAAGUAAACGAAUGCGCCGUCUAUAAAGACGUCCGCGGUGAGCUGAAUGCCGAGCUGUUCGGUGGAGCGGAGAAUGGAGAGUUUGCCUACAUAGGACAAGUUAACGAAAAUGCGGUGGUUUACAAGAAUGGCAAAUUAAUCGAAGGGGAAUUACUAUUGGAAGUUGAGACGCUUCCUGUCUCCGGCUUGCCGCUGUAUGACGUUCUGACUGUGAUAAAGAAUUGCAAAGGACCGAUCAGAUUGAAAACAGUCAGACAAGGAAACAAGCUCAACAAGGACCUGAAACGCUAUCUGAGCCAGAGGUUCCAAAAGUCUUCCCCGGAUCAUGAACUUCAGCAGAUCAUCCGAGAUAACCUGUAUCGCCAUGCUGUGCCUUGUACAACCCGCUCCCCACGUGACGGAGAGGUCCCUGGAGUAGAUUACAACUUCCUGCCUGUGGAGGAAUUCCUGAAGCUUGAACAAAGUGGGACCCUGCUGGAGAUUGGAUCAUAUGACGGUAACUAUUAUGGAACACCCAAGCCGCCGAUCCAGCCCCCUAGCGGGAAAGUGAUUACCAGUGAUGCUCUGCAAGACUGCCUGCCCGGCUCCGAGCAAUCCACUCCCCGACGCACCAAGUCCUACAAUGAGAUGCAAAAUGCUGGAAUAGUGCCUGCCGACGUAGAGGACGAUGACGAGGCUCCUGAAAUGAACAGUAGCUUUACAGGAGACUCCAGUGAACCUGACGAGCACACCUCCGUGCGACCCUACGCCACCCGCGACAACGUUCCCUCCUCCGCGCCCAGCAGCGCUCCGUCGUCAACCACGGACGGCCCGCCGCAGCCCCACCCACAGCCCCACCAUCCUCCCGAGGAGGACCCGCUGGGCCCAAUCCCCGACAAUUGGGAGAUGGCCUACACGGAGAAUGGGGAGGUCUACUUCAUAGAUCAUAACACAAAGACGACAUCCUGGAUCGACCCCCGCUGCCUGGAUAAGCCACCGAAGCCCUUGGAAGAAUGUGAAGAUGAUGAAGGGGUUCAUACAGAAGAGUUGGACAAUGAGCUAGAGCUGCCAACAGGAUGGGAGAAAAUUGAGGAUCCUGUCUACGGGGUUUAUUAUGUGGAUCACAUAAACAGGAAGACGCAGUAUGAGAACCCCAUCCUGGAGGCCAAGCGCAAGAAGCAGUUUGAGCAGCAGCAGCAGCAGCAGCCACCUGAAGGUGAGCGCUACACUCGAGAAUGGAUAGAGGACCACUCGUCUGCUGGCAACCCCCCUGCCAGUUACGCCGCUCACCACCAAGAGACCUACCGGGACCCUCCGCCGCCUGGCCCUCCACCCCCCAUUGGGGCAAAAAGAGGUAAGCCUUUCUUUACGCGCAACCCGGCGGAGCUGAAAGGGACCUUCAUCAACACCAAGCUGAAGAAGAGUCGCAGAGGCUUUGGGUUCACCGUGGUAGGGGGUGACGAGCCGGACGAGUUCCUGCAGAUCAAGAGCCUGGUUCUAGACGGGCCUGCUGCCCUGGAUGGGAAGAUGGAGACCGGUGACGUGAUAGUCAGUGUGAAUGACACCAUCGUCCUGGGCUAUACUCAUGCCCAGGUGGUGAAGAUCUUCCAGUCUAUUCCCAUCGGCUCCAUGGUGGACCUCGAGCUCUGCCGCGGCUACCCACUCCCCUUUGACCCUGAUGACCCCAACACCAGCCUGGUGACCUCCGUGGCCAUCAUUGACAAGGAGCCCAUCAUAGUGAAUGGGCAAGAGAGCUACGACUCCCCGUCGAGCCACGGCAGUCAAGGCGGUAGCCACAGUGGCAGUAGUGCCAAUGUCGGGGGCAGUAUGGGGGGCAUCAACGGCGUACGGGAGCCCCGGUCCCACAGUCCCUCGGCCGAGGUGGCCUCCAACGGUUCACACGGCUACCCAAAUGACCAGGUGACGCUAGCUUCGUCCAUCGCCACGCAGCCCGAGCUCAUCACCGUGCACAUGGAAAAGGGCGACAAGGGCUUCGGCUUCACCAUUGCCGACAGCCCUUCGGGAGGCGGCCAGCGCGUCAAGCAGAUCGUGGACUACCCACGAUGCCGCGGGCUGAGGGAGGGUGACAUCAUCGUGGAGGUGAACAAGAGGAAUGUGCAGAACCUGUCGCACAACCAGGUGGUGGACAUACUCAGCAAGUGCCCCAAAGGAAGCGAAGUUACCAUGUUGGUUCAGAGAGGGGUGGCACCUGCAAAGAAGAGCCCCAAACUGCAGCAGUUGGAGCGUAAGGACAGCCAGGGCAGCUCUCAGCACAGCGCCUCCAGCCACCGCAGCGUGCACACCGAGUCGCCCGCUCACGCCUCGCAGGCCCUGGCCACCGAGACGGCCGCCGCCGCCCCGCCGCCCCCCCAUGCCCAGCCGCUGCCCGGCCUGCCCCCCCAGGAGCCGCCGGCAGACGGAACCAUCCAGAAGAAGCCGGACCCCUUCAAGAUCUGGGCCCAGUCCAGGAGCAUGUAUGAAAGUAGGCUGCCGGAUUCUCAGGAGCAGGAUAUCUUCCUGUGGAGGAAGGACACAGGCUUCGGGUUCAGGAUCUUGGGAGGAAAUGAACCAGGAGAACCGAUCUACAUCGGCCAUAUCGUGAAGUACGGGGCGGCCGACGAGGAUGGCCGGCUGCGCUCCGGGGACGAGCUGAUCUGCGUGGACGGUACCGCCGUGGUGGGGAAGUCCCAUCAGCUGGUAGUGCAGCUGAUGCAACAGGCAGCCAAGCAGGGCCACGUCAACCUGACAGUGAGGCGCAAGACUGGUUUCGGAGUGGCCAAAGUCGAUGGGGAGGUGCCUCCGUCCCCCGCCUCGUCCCACCACAGCAGCAACCACGCCCCCUCGCUAACCGAGGAGAAGCGCACGCCACAGGGCUCCCAGAAUUCCCUGAACACGGUGAGCUCCGGCUCGGGCAGCACCAGCGGCAUCGGCAGCGGCGGCGGCGCAGGAGGGCCCGGCACUGCUGUGGUCAACACGGCCGUGCAGCCGUACGACGUCGAGAUCCGCCGCGGAGAGAGCGAGGGCUUCGGCUUUGUCAUCGUCUCAUCCGUCUCGAGGCCCGAGGCAGGCACCACCUUUGCUGGAAACGCGUGUGUCGCCAUGCCCCACAAAAUAGGGCGCAUCAUCGAGGGCAGUCCGGCGGACCGCUGCGGCAAGCUGAAGGUGGGCGACCGCAUCCUGGCCGUCAACAGCUGCUCCAUCACCAACAAGUCCCACUCCGACAUCGUCAACUUGAUCAAGGAGGCCGGCAACACAGUCACGCUCCGGAUCAUCCCAGGUGACGAGUCCUCUAAUGCGUCACUGCUGACCAACGCAGAGAAGAUCGCCACCAUCACCACCACACACACGCCUCAGCAGCAAGCUGCACCUGAGCCCAGGAACAACACAAAACCAAAACAGGAGUCGUAUGAGUUCAAAGCCCCCCAGGCUCCUCCUCCACCGGCUCCCAACCAGGCCCCUCCUCAGGACGCAGAGUUCUACUCGGUGGACCUGGAGCGCGACAGUAAAGGCUUUGGCUUCAGCCUGCGCGGCGGGCGCGAGUACAACAUGGACCUGUACGUCCUAAGGCUGGCCGAGGACGGCGCGGCAGUCCGCAACGGGAAGAUGAGGGUGGGCGACGAGAUCCUGGAGAUCAAUGGCGAGAGCACCAAGGGGAUGAAGCACGCCCGCGCCAUCGAACUGAUCAAAAACGGAGGGCGGCGGGUGCACCUGGUACUCAAGCGAGGCGACGGCUCCGUGCCGGAAUAUGCCCCCGGCAGCGGCCCCGGUACCAGCGCCCAAAACUUUCCGGAAGUGAGCGGUGCACCUACCGACAGUCAGAUAAACCCAUCAUCGGGGUCCAGCUAUCCACAAGACUUUCACGAACCAUCCCAGAACGACGAGGACAAGCGGGCCAGGGAGCCCGGCAAGAAGAAGAAGGAGCCCGGCCGGAGCACCAACAACCACCAUUCCAAAAGCCGCCACCGCUCGCCCGACAAGAAGAGCAAGAGCAAAGGCAAGAGCAAGAGCAAGAGCAAGUCGGCGGAAAGCGGCGCCACCCGGCUGUUCAAGAGGAAAGGCGACAAGACGAAGUCCGGCACUGAGAACUCCCACAGUCACCAACAACACAGAGGCACUCACCAUCACCAUCAACACCACCACAGCAGCAGCCACAACCGGAGGCACCGUUCACCGGAGAGGAGCCGCCGUGCCCGCAGCGCAGAAAACACCCUGGACAGCCGCCACGGUCGUAGCCGUGGCCGCUCACCUGGCAGACACCACCACCGUCACACCUCACCCCGCCGCUACAAGUCUCCCCAGCGGGGCCGCUCCCCUUACAGGUCCCCUCAACGCCGUAGCUCCCCGCAUCGCUCCCCCCAACGGCGCAGCUCGCCCCCCCGCUACAGGUACCAGUCCCCCAACAGGUACCAGUCCCCCAACAGGUACCGCUCCCGCUCCGUGGACCCCUACGCCGAGAGGGUGGCCAACACCAAGCCAGAGAAGGAGGAGGAGGUGGCACUGAGGGAGCCUCCGCCGCCCGCACCCCCCUCCAGAACGGAGAGCGUCCUGACGGAGGCGGGCGCUCGGGAGCGUCUGAACCGCGGGGACACCCUGCAGCGAGACGCCUCCAGCCUCCUGCGGGGGCCCUCGUCCAUGGAUCGCGCCUACCGGGGAGACAGCCUCCUCACGGAUUCCGGCAGGAGAGACGCCAUCGAGAGGGCCUACCGAGAGGCCGUGGAGCGCGAGCGGGAUCAGGCAGCACAGACUCUGCCCAGGGUCCAGACGCCCAACUCGUCCUACAACCGCUACAGCACGCUGCUGCGGGGCCGCUCCCCGGAGAGAGAGGACCAUCUCGGCAAUGGCAACGGCAACGCAACCCUCGGUAACCGCUACAGAACCCGCAGCUUGGGAAGGGAUCUGUCUCCGGAGCGGAGCUAUGUGAACGAGGAGGAGGAGGAGGACGAGAGCGAUUUUCCAGACUACUACAGGGUGCCUAGGCCCGACUACGGCCGUGUGUCCAACACGCUGCCAGAGCCAAAACGCAACACCCACAAAGACAACCCCAAAGACCUCAGCAUCUGACCAAGCCUCUCUGCAUCACUGCACGGCUCCCUCCCUCCCUCCCCCACUGGUGCCCCCUUGAUCCGUGGGGAACAUGGACCCAGGAGAAACUAAUCUACCCAUCGGACAUCUUUGUGCUCGUUAACAGAGCUUCAGAACUUCGAAAAACACUGCAAGAAUGAAAGUAUGGUCUUUCCCCCCCCCCCGAUUAUCCAGGUUUAGGUGGUGUUUUUCUUUCUUUCCUGCUAAAGGUGAUCCAUGAAGUUAACAAAUAUGUACGAAAUACAAUUAUGUGCCUAACAGAACCAUUACUGACCUUUUUUGUUGGAUGAGAGACAGGCUUUUUAACUACUGUCUGACUAACCUUUAUCCCCCCCCCCCCCCAAAGGACCUGUCCAUGCACCAACCAGCUCUGUCAGUGGUGCUCAGACAUAAUGCUGUGCAUGUCUUUACAGUUUCGGUGUCUUUCUUUUUAUCGUUCCUCUCAGUGCCACUGUUUUUUUUUUAACAUUGGACCAGAGUAUAGCACAAGCCUGCAUUUGUUUGUAUAUUUUUGACAGUUUGCAGUAUGUGUACAUUCAGAGGUGAUCAUUUUAAAUGAAUGAAGGGAAAAUAAAAUUAUGAUAAUGUUAAAAAUAAAAAAAUAAUAUAUUAAAA
Messenger RNA from Clupea harengus (Atlantic herring), 6270 nucleotides. It is a transcript of the gene magi1b, whose product is annotated as membrane associated guanylate kinase, WW and PDZ domain containing 1b. Gene Ontology annotation, biological process: signal transduction. Gene Ontology annotation, molecular function: protein binding. The record is from RefSeq and is a predicted model, not a curated record. Gene Ontology annotation, cellular component: cell-cell junction; cytoplasm. NCBI's taxonomy places the organism in Eukaryota, Metazoa, Chordata, Actinopteri, Clupeiformes, Clupeidae.